Candidula unifasciata is the source of this 1576-nucleotide messenger RNA. The record is from the annotation of a GenBank genome assembly. Lineage: Eukaryota; Metazoa; Mollusca; Gastropoda; Stylommatophora; Geomitridae.
AUGAAUACCAAGAAGGGGUCAGAGAAUGUUCAGCCAUCUUCUAAACAAACCGUACUUAGUGGAUUGAAAACAGCAUCAUCGUCCAAUGUAGCUUCACAAAACAAUAUUCACCUGGUGCGUGAGAGAACUAAAGUACGAGCCUCAUCAGCCAAGAACUAUGACAUACCUUCAACUAUCCUUGGUGGAUCUACUGAUGUAGAAGAAUUAUUUCUGAAUUCUGCAAAGAAUGGGAACUCUAGGAGACUUGAACAACUUCUACAGCAGAGCAGUGACAUUGGGUUGAACAUCAACUGUGUGGAUAAAAGAACUGGCAACACUGCCUUGAUUUGGGCUUCCAAAAGGGGGCAUUCUAAGGUUGUUGAACUAUUGCUGAGACAUGGAGCUGAUGCAACCUUGUGCAACUAUGAGACACAGACUGCUCUGGAGACAGCUUAUUUACCAGUCAAGACCAUCAUCUUGGAUUGGAUAGAUUCCCAGGAAGAAUUGAAUGAAAGACUUCUUCUCCAGGCAGCCUGGCAGGGAAACUUGUCUGUUGUUAGGAAAGUGCUGCAAAACAAACAGAAAAUUAAUGUCGACUGUCACAAUGCAGAAGGAUUGACACCACUGAUACUUGUAUGCAGAGAUAUGCAACUUUUCGAGCGCCUCAGUUCUCAACUCAACAGACUUUACAGUCCAGUUCAGGUGGCUGAGGAGUUAAUGAAAGGCAAAGCGGAUGUUCAUGUGACUGACAGCAAUGGGAGGUCAAGUCUGCAUUAUGCAUCACAGUCCCAUGCUGGUUCUGCAGAGGCUCUAACAGUUGCCUUUGUUGAAGGAGGUUUGGACAUAGAACUCUGUGAUAAGCAUCUGUUAACCCCACUUCAUGUGGCAGCCCAGUCAGGAAACACUGGAAGCUUGGUUGCUCUGGUUGACAGAGGAUCUGAUGUGAAUGCUAAGGGUUUUGCUGGUCUUACACCUCUACACAUGACAGCUUUUAACGAUCACCACACAACGGCCUUGACUCUGCUCAAGUAUGGUGCAGAUGUCACUAUCACAGAUGACCAUGGUUUGACACCAUUUGAUGUUGCCAAAACCAGGAAGAUGAAACAUACACUCAAGGAGGCCUUGAUGGCAGCAAAGAAAGGCAGUGCUCCCUCAACUGAUGAUGCUGUCAAUAUAAACACUAAGCCUGUGAUAGCAGAGGUAAUGAUGUCAGCAGAAGAAUUUGUUGGAAGAAAUCAAAAUUAUUUUGUGUUUCCAAGACUAAGGAGUCAUUUAGUUUGUUGUUAUUCUAAAUUACUUUCUAAUAUAGACAGAUGUAAACAGAUGGAAAGAAAAAUCCUACAAAAGGUUGAAGUAAUAAAGGCGCCUCCUCUGGUAUUGCAAAGAGAGACUACCCGAAUGCUGGGUACAACAAGAACCAAGAUCUUACCACAGAUUGGGCGGAGCAAAAGCCCAGAAAAUCACAGUAAAGUUUCACAAGAUGAAACAGAUUCAAGACUUUCUCUUUCAAGAAGAUCCAAUGGGUUACAUAAGUCAUUAGAAGACUCCAGAAAUAAACUUAAUACAGAAGAGAGCUCUAUUUUGGAAAUUGGAAUAU